Messenger RNA from Dicrocoelium dendriticum, 1058 nucleotides. The record is from the annotation of a GenBank genome assembly. Lineage: Eukaryota; Metazoa; Platyhelminthes; Trematoda; Plagiorchiida; Dicrocoeliidae.
AGAUCACCCUCUGCCUGUUAACCGUGGACCCAGGAACGAAAAAGCUAACUGGUUCGGUGCUUCCACAUUUGUUACCUCAGGCGUUCCUUCAAACCGAACAACGACUUUUUGCCCCAACAUUGGCACCUGUGGGCACGAGAUUUGAGGGCUGCUUAACUAAGCGAAUUGACAAACGCACUGUCCAUUUAGUUUCACCGGAGGACGAAAGGCUCCAUUUACUGGUUCAUCGUGCUCAUAUUCCUAGCAAACUGACGGACAAAAGUUUGAAGAAAAUUUUUGCCCCGGGCCAAAAGGUUUCCUGUAGAGUUAUUGACUAUGAUCUACUGGAGAACGUGCUCAUCGCUACGAUGAAACGGAAAUUGCUGAAGCUGCCUUUCUUGGCCCUCAGCGAACUUUCUCCGGGUAUCAAGUUCACCGCCGUUGUGAGUCAUCUAUCCAAAACUGGUAUCGUCGUACGCGUGGAGGAUCGGUUCACAGGCCUCAUACCUUACUUGCAUGCUUCCGAUACGCCCGUGAAACGACCGGCGGAGAGGUUUCAGUCUGGGCAGACGAUCGAUUGUCUGGUUCUUUCAGUGGAUCAGGAGAACAAUAAGUUACUUCUUACAGCCAAAUACAGUUUGCUAAAUGCCAACUAUCCUCUCCUCGGUAGCACGGAAAUGUACUCCAUUGUCGCGGAGGGCAAAACGAAGAAUCAGCUAUUCGUCGCAUUUGUGGUCGAUAUCACCGAGCAAGGUAUACUAGUCGCUGGCCUCAAUGAGCUACGAGCUUGGCUGCCUCGCCGUGAGACCGGAUUGAAUCCAGAUGAUGUGCUGGAAGUCUCGUACUUCAGAGGACAGGUUUUGCGGGUUCGUAUCAUUCGCUCGCUCAGCAAUAAGCCUCAGUCCGCGGACGAACGGCGCUCUCAGUUUUUGGUUUCGUUGAAGGCAAACACUGAUGACGCGCCUCCACGAAAACGACGUGCCAAAGGAUCCCACUUCCACAUCGGUCAGGUGCGUGCACAAUUUCCAUUCACUUGCUUAUCCUUAUCUUUGUUUGUCGGGCGCAGUCUUUUGUAUUGA